Messenger RNA from Poecilia reticulata (guppy), 712 nucleotides. Lineage: Eukaryota; Metazoa; Chordata; Actinopteri; Cyprinodontiformes; Poeciliidae. The record is from RefSeq and is a predicted model, not a curated record.
CUGUUAUGAUGUGGAAAUAAAAACCUGCGGCUGAAUCUGGAAGCAGCUUCAUCAGAAAACCAGACUAAAGACAUUUUAAAGAAAAAUGCGACAAACUUUCAUCUUCUGCCUCCUGUCAGCUCUCUGUGGUGCGAAAACACUGAUCCAAACUAAAGGAGGAAGCAUCACAGUGAAAUGCUCCUUCACUUUGUCUGGAAGAGGGAAGUACGUCUGCAGAGAUCCGUGUGAAAACAGAGACGUUCUCAUUGAAACCGAAGCUACGGAGGCUCAUAAAGGCCGAUACAGCAUCAGUUACAGAGAAGGAACCUUUCCAGCUUCUUCUACUGUUCUGUAUGUGAACAUCUCACAGCUGGUCCAGUCCGACUCCGGGCGCUACUGGUGCGGAUUAAAAAGGCGUUUAAUGAUUGAUUCACGCCAGGAGUUUAUCGUAAAUGUCACAGACGAUCUGAAGGAGCUGGAACAGCAGACAGAGGCGAAAGGCUACGUUCUGCCUCUGGCUUUAUGUGUCGCCGCAUUUUUUGCUGCAGCUGUGCUGCUCCUCUACAAAUGGAGAACAAUGAGGGAAUCUGAUAGUUCGACCAGCAGGAGGCAGUCAAGCAGCAGCAGCAGCAACAACAAUAUGAGACGGAGACAAGCCGAGUUUUCUGCCUCAAAGUUUACAAACCUGACGCCUCCACCUGACGCUCCACAACAACUUUACUAUAACCUCUGA